Molecule: messenger RNA, 1677 nt
Organism: Colletotrichum gloeosporioides
Lineage: Eukaryota; Fungi; Ascomycota; Sordariomycetes; Glomerellales; Glomerellaceae
Product: C2H2 finger domain transcription factor sebA
Exons: 3
Coding region: 1-1677 (558 amino acids)
Biological process (GO): regulation of transcription by RNA polymerase II
Molecular function (GO): DNA-binding transcription factor activity, RNA polymerase II-specific; RNA polymerase II cis-regulatory region sequence-specific DNA binding
Source: RefSeq, a predicted model, not a curated record
AUGGACGCCCACAUGAUGACUGCCCAGGCUUUGGGACAAGCUCCCUUCCUCUACUACAGACCCGACCAGCAGAAGCCUGAUGCUUCAAGGCACCGCGGUCACUUCUCGCAGCAGCCCAACCUCCACCAGCAGAUGGCCAUGUACCCCAUGGUUCCGACUCUUCCCUCAACUCCCAUCUACUCCAGACCGACCUCUUCUUGCUCACAGCCUAUGGGCCCCACGCUGUACAGCAACGGCCCUGCGACCAUGACUCCUGUCGCCUCUCCCCAGCCCAUGAGCAACAAGCCAGCAAUCAUGCUGGAGACUGAGAUUUGCGAGACGGAACACAUCUACUACCCCUCCACGCCGCCUCUGUCCACCUCGGGCAGCGCCAUCAGCAGCCCCAACAACACCUGCGAGCUCCUUCAGACCCCGAUGAACCCCAUGUUCUCCGGCCUCGAUGGCCUCGACGGCCUCGAGAGCUUCAAGGAGACCCUGGAGGUGCCCGAGAACCUCGCGGUCGACUGGUCCAGCUGCGGAUCCCCCCCGAUGACGCCUGCCGUCACCUCUCUCACCCAUGGCGCUUCGGUCCCAGCGGCCUGGGUGUUGGCGGUGGGAGAGGCGGCCAAGCUGCUCGUGCUUGGAGCAGUUGCAGCGGGGCACGCACCUUCCAACUCAAAAAAAAGGUCCGUCGCGUCUGAACAGGACCUUGACUUCUGCGACCCCCGCAACCUGACUGUCGCUGUCGCGCCCAACACCUCCAACCCGACCUUGGCCCCCGAGUACGCAGCCUUCACUGUCAGUGACGACUUCAGGGGGGACGUUCCUGCCAAGACCCCUACCUCAGCUCCUUCCAACUUUGACUUCAACCCUGCCAUUCCUCACGGCCUUCCCGCCUUCGAGGACCUGUCUGAUUUGGAGUCCGAGGACGACUUUGUCAACGGCCUGGUCAACCUUGGUGACGCUACCUCCACCACCCGCCCUCGCGCCUGCACCGGCUCAAGUGUCGUCUCCCUCGGUCACGCCAGCUUCAUCGGCGCUGAGGAGGACUUCACCUUCGACGGCCUUGAGGCUUCUGCUGCUUGCUUCCCCAGCCCUUCUGCUUCCUGCUCCGACGACGACUGCCACCAGGAAAAGCGCCGCAAGGUCUCCAUCAAGGAGUCCACUCCCGUCAUGACUUCCGCCGCCGGUUCUUCCCAGGCCGCCAGCAGCGAGAAGCAGCAGAGCAACACCCCUGCCUCUGACUCCAGCAGCUCUUCCGACUCUGAGACCCCCUCUGCUCCUCUUCCCGCCCCGGUCAACCGCCGCGGUCGCAAGCAGUCUCUCACCGAGGAUCCCUCAAAGACCUUCGUCUGCGAGCUCUGCAACCGUCGCUUCCGUCGCCAGGAGCACCUCAAGCGCCACUACCGCUCUCUCCACACCCAGGAGAAGCCCUUUGAGUGCAAUGAGUGCGGCAAGAAGUUCUCUCGCAGCGACAACCUGUCCCAGCACGCCCGCACCCACGGCAGCGGCGCCAUUGUCAUGGAGCUCGACGAGUCUGGUGUCCACUCAUUCGACCACGGCAUGAUGGGCCACCCAGAAGACUACCAGCACCUCGGCAAGGUCCUAUUCCAGGUCGCUGCUGAGAUCCCUGGCAGUGCCAGCGAAUUGUCAUCUGAAGAGGACAACGGCAAGAAGAAGAGGAAGCGCUCCGACUGA